Messenger RNA from Alosa alosa (allis shad), 2602 nucleotides. It is a transcript of the gene hpdb, whose product is annotated as 4-hydroxyphenylpyruvate dioxygenase b. NCBI's taxonomy places the organism in Eukaryota, Metazoa, Chordata, Actinopteri, Clupeiformes, Clupeidae. The record is from RefSeq and is a predicted model, not a curated record. The transcript is spliced from 14 exons. Gene Ontology annotation, biological process: L-tyrosine catabolic process. Gene Ontology annotation, cellular component: endoplasmic reticulum membrane; Golgi membrane. Gene Ontology annotation, molecular function: 4-hydroxyphenylpyruvate dioxygenase activity. Bases 94 to 1269 code for a protein of 391 amino acids.
AUUUAAAUUCAGUGCGGCUGCUUCGUAGUCCCUGUGUAGGCUACUUGUACUUGUAGUUGUACUUGUGAGCGGACUUCGAGCAGACGCCUAGACAUGACAACUUACACGGACAAAGGUGAAAAGCAUGACCAGGGCAGGUUCCUCUGCUUCGACCACAUCACUUUCUGGGUCGGCAAUGCCAAACAGGCUGCAUCCUACUACUGCAACAAACUGGGCUUUGAGCCUCUGGCCUACAGGGGCCUGGAGACCGGGAGCCGCGACGUCGUGUCCCAUGUGGUCAAGCAGGGGAAGAUCAUCUACGUUUUCUCCUCAGCUCUGAACCCAGGGAAUAAAGAGAUGGGAGAGCACCUGGUGAAUCAUGGUGAUGGGGUGAAGGACAUCGCCUUCACCGUCGAGGACUGUGACUUCCUCGUGAAGAAAGCCCGAGAGAGAGGGGCCAGUAUCAUGAAGGAGCCUCAUGUGCUGGAGGAUAAAUUUGGAAAAGUGAAGCUUGCUGUACUGCAGACGUAUGGGGACACAACACACACGUUUGUGGAGAGGAUGGGCUACAGUGGACUCUUCUUGCCAGGCUUCAAGGAGCCACUCUUCUGUGAUCCUUUACUGGAGCAGCUGCCUGCUGGGAAGCUCAACUUUAUUGAUCACGUUGUGGGAAACCAGCCUGAUGAUGAGAUGGUGCCUGUUGUUGAAUGGUACCAGAGGAACUUGCUGUUCCACCGGUUCUGGUCAGUGGAUGAUAAGCAGCUGCAGACGGACUUCAGUGCCCUGCGCUCUAUUGUGGUGGCCAAUCACGAGGAGACGGUCAAGAUGCCCAUCAACGAGCCGGCCAUGGGCAAGCGCAAGUCACAGAUACAGGUGAGAUACUACGGCGUCCAGGGUGUCCAGCACAUCGCCAUGAACACCUCGGACAUCAUCGCGGCCAUCCGUAACCUGAAGGCUCGUGGCAUGGAGUUCAUGUGUGUCCCCGACACCUACUACCAGCAGCUGAAGGAAAAUCUGAAGCACUCCCAGGUCCGCAUCGAAGAGGACCUGAGCGUCCUAGAGGAGCUAAAGAUCUUGGUGGACUAUGAUGACCACGGCUACCUGCUGCAGAUCUUCACCAAGCCUGUACAGGACAGACCGACUGUCUUCCUGGAGGUUAUCCAGAGACACAACCACCAGGGCUUUGGGGCUGGAAACUUCAAGUCUCUGUUCGAGGCCAUCGAGUCUGACCAGAACGCAAGAGGCAACCUUACCAUUUUAACUCCAAAUGGCCUGUCCGAAAAACUCUGAAACUUACACACACACACAUGGACGCACAAAGGCAUGUUCACAUAAAAUACACUCACACUCUCUCUCACACACACACACACGUACGCACAAAGGCAUGUUCACAUAAAAUACACUCUCACAUGAAGUGCAUAUAUUACAUACAGAUCAUACACACAUACGAUACACACACACACACACACUCUUACCCACACACACACAUACAGAUCUACACAUAUGAUACACACACAAACACACACACUUGUGUUCCAUAUGAUACACACACACGCACACACACACACUCUUAUCCACACACAAAGACACACACACACUUGUGUUCCAUAUCCAUACAGAUCUACACAUACGAUACACACACACACACACACACACGUGUUCCAUUUGGCCAAAGAGAAAUAUGCACAUCAAUGCAAUCAAAUGCAGUAUUAACACAUAUAUACUGGAUAUGAAGUGAUGAUUUUGAACAUGCAUAUGUAUUAACACAUAUAUACUGGAUAUGAAGUAAUGAUUUUGAACAUGCAUAUGUAUUAACACAUAUAUACUGGAUAUGAAGUAAUGAUUUUGAACAUGCAUAUGUAUUUGUAAAUCCAUUCCCAAGCUCUCAGACUAUUUUAGGUAGAUAUUCAGUGUUACUGUUAUCCAAAUAACAUUGAACAAAACCUCUUUUUCACAGUUAGUAUACCCCAUUAGUUGGUGAAUAUUAUACUAUUUGAUGUUCUGUACCUUCAUAGCUUCAAUACUUUCAUGCAUAUUUUAUGCACAUUUUUCAUCAAAUUUAAUUAGUCAAUGAUUCUUUGUAUGAUAUUGCUUUCUUUUAUGUUCUGUUACCCUCUGCACAGACACAACACAUGACUGUUACUAGGGUAACACUGUUUACUCUGCAGCCACAACACAUGACUGUUACUAGGGUAACACUGUUUACUCUGCAGCCACAACACAUGACUGUUACUAGGGUAACACUGUUUACUCUGCAGCCAGAACACAUGACUGUUACUAGGGUAACACUGUUUACUCUGCAGCCACAACACAUGACUGUUACUAGGGUAACACUGUUUACUCUGCAGCCAGAACAUAUGACUGUUACUGGGGUAACACUGUUUACUCUGCAGCCAGAACACAUGACUGGGGUAACAACACUGUUUACUCUGCAGACAGAACACAGAGACUAUUACUGGGGUAACAACACUGUUUACUUUGCAUCCCAAACCCACAUGCUAAUCGUCAUGUAGUCAAGGGAAACUGUCCGCUAUGUAAGCACCUAGUGAAUUCAUGGGCCGUUUAGCCUGUAGAAUACAUUAAGAUCUCAUUAAAAACAAAAACUGAUGGGAAACAUCUUCAA